GACUGGACACGUCGUUACGGAGAGAGGCUGCAGCAAGCAUCUUCAAAAGUGGCGUGGCAGGAUCGCGAAGGCAUUCUCUUCUGGCGCGGAUCAGACACUGGAUGUUUACAUGCCACGCAGCAAGUCACCACCGAGUGUGGACUCUGGGACAGAAACACGUGGCCACUCUUUCCACGAUCCAAGCUGGUAUUGGCAUCAUCGCUUUUUCCAAGCCGAGUGGAUGCAGUGUUUACAAAAGACACGGUGCAUAAAGACUGCGAGGGUAUUUAUAAUUCGUGCAGAUUGCGGAUCGAGGAAAUUGUCCCACCCGAAGCGCAUGUCCGGUAUAAGUAUGUGGCCUACGUUGAUGGCACUUCUUUUUCUGAUCGCUUGUAUUGGCUUCUGCUGACGGACUCCGUGGUGUUUCGCGCCAACUCCAGGAUCCGUGUUUGGUUGGAUGAAGGUCUACAGGCCUGGAAGCACUAUAUCCCAGUUCGAGAAGAUUUGGCGGACCUCAUGGACCAGCUGGACUGGGCCAAAGAGAACGACCGACGCAGCGCUGAGAUCGCCGCUGAUGCUUCGACAUUCGCCAAGCGCCAUUUGACCUUGGAGGGAAGCUUGUUUUACUUCUACCAGGUACUGCUGCGCUUACCUGGCGUGAUCAGAUUAUCUCCAGAUGAGCUCAAGCAUGAACCUCCAGCGCUUUCUGUGCAAAACCGAGUUGAGGAGAAGGCCACGCUGGACUGCUGGGCCUUGGGAUUCACGCCGGAGUUCUGCUGCAACCUCGAUCG
Symbiodinium pilosum is the source of this 770-nucleotide messenger RNA. Lineage: Eukaryota; Dinophyceae; Suessiales; Symbiodiniaceae. The record is from the annotation of a GenBank genome assembly.